AUGGAGCAGCCCUGGCCGCCGCCCGGACUUUGGAGCCUCCCUCGCGCCGCGGGUGAGGCUGAAGAGGAGAGUGACUUGGACGUGUCCCCCGGGUCCCCGCGCUGCUCGCAGCUGCCGGGCGGCGGCGGCUCCCAGAUCUAUAGCCACGGGAUUGAACUGGCUUGCCAAAAGCAAAAAGAGUUUGUGAAGAGUUCCGUGGCGUGCAAAUGGAAUCUCGCUGAAGCGCAGCAGAAACUGGGUAGCUUAGCACUGCACAACUCCGAGUCGUUGGACCAGGAACACGCCAAAGCACAAACAGCCGUAUCAGAACUGAGGCAGCGGGAAGAGGAAUGGAGGCAGAAGGAGGCGGCGCUGCUGCAGAGAGAAAGAAUGUGCCUGUGGAACACAGAUGCCAUCAGCAAGGAUGUUUUUAAUAAGAGUUUUAUUAAUCAAGAUAAAAGAAAAGAAACAGAAGAUGAAGAUAAAUCAAAAUCUUUUAUGCAGAAAUAUGAACAAAAAAUCAGACACUUUGGUAUGCUGAGCCGAUGGGAUGAUAGUCAGAGGUUCUUGUCUGACCAUCCCUACCUUGUGUGUGAAGAAACUGCCCAGUAUCUUAUUUUAUGGUGUUUUCAUCUAGAAGCUGAACAGAAAGGGGCUCUGAUGGAACAAGUAGCACAUCAAGCUGUUGUCAUGCAGUUUAUCAUGGAAAUGGCCAAAAAUUGUAAUGUGGAUCCAAGAGGAUGUUUUCGUUUAUUCUUCCAGAAAGCCAAAGCAGAAGAAGAAGGCUAUUUUGAAGCAUUCAAAAAUGAACUUGAAGCUUUCAAGUCAAGAGUAAGACUCUGUUCUCAGUCACAAAGUUUUCAGCCUAUGACAGUUCAGAAUCAUGUUCUCCAUUCUGGUGUUGGAUCUAUAGGUUUAUUAGAAUCUUUACCACAGAAUCCAGCUUCUCCGCAGUGUUCUAUCAGUACAGCUCUCUGCAGUCUCAACUCAGUGGUACAUAGAGACGAUGAUGAACCCAAAAUGAUGGACACUGUGUGAUCUGGCUUAGACUGAGAGGCCACGGACUGUUUUGUUACAGAAAGGAGGAACUUGCUAUUUUCUUGACACUUUCAUGGGUGCUGCACUUUAUUUUUGUUUGGGUUUUGAUGGGAGGGAAAAUGAGUACUGAAACGUUUUGUAUUUUUUUUCAAAUGUGCUGCUAGUUUUUUGUUGUUUUGUUUUUUUGAAGAGAGGAGUGGUGGUACCAUAACUUGCAGGAGGUUAAACUGGAUUUUUUUUCCCUACUAAAUUUGCCUUUAUUGUUCCAAUUUUGGAAUCAAAGUAUGAAAAUCUGCAGAUAUUCCGUGUGUACAAGAACAGCUGGGUUCUUGGAGGCAUCUGCUCAGCCCCUUGUUACACGG
Elephantulus edwardii (Cape elephant shrew) is the source of this 1379-nucleotide messenger RNA. RefSeq names its product cell division cycle 37-like 1 (gene CDC37L1). Lineage: Eukaryota; Metazoa; Chordata; Mammalia; Macroscelidea; Macroscelididae. Gene Ontology annotation, cellular component: cytoplasm. The transcript is spliced from 7 exons. Gene Ontology annotation, molecular function: heat shock protein binding; protein-folding chaperone binding. The record is from RefSeq and is a predicted model, not a curated record. Gene Ontology annotation, biological process: protein folding; protein stabilization. Bases 1 to 1017 code for a protein of 338 amino acids.